Molecule: messenger RNA, 1097 nt
Organism: Rosa rugosa (rugosa rose)
Lineage: Eukaryota; Viridiplantae; Streptophyta; Magnoliopsida; Rosales; Rosaceae
Product: late embryogenesis abundant protein At1g64065-like
Exons: 1
Coding region: 259-900 (213 amino acids)
Source: RefSeq, a predicted model, not a curated record
CUGUGCAAUAAAGUGACGAUACUUUUUCAUCUUUAUAUCCAUCUAGAAGUCAAGAAUCUCCUUUAGGCGUGUUUGUAUCUCCAUGGAAAAAAAAAUAUAAAAUGGUCCCCUACCUCUUUGUUUCCAUGAAGAACUCACCUAUUAUUCCUUUCUGAUAACACUACUAUAAAUAGGCAUUACUAACAUUACCACAAAUGCACAACUCCUAAACUUCGUAAUCCAUCUUUGAGUGCAAGCAAACCCAAAAAGGGAGAGAAAAUGGCUGAGAAGCACAAUCAUACGCAACAAGCACUGGUUCAAGGGCACCCGAGAAAUGGUGAAGAUCACUCGACCACUUUCCAAUUCCAGGAUGAGAUCAAGCGUGAGAAGAGAAUGAAAUUGUACAAAUAUAUUGGUAUUUUCAUUGUGUUUCAGAUUAUAAUUUUGACUGUGUUUGGUCUCAUGGUGAUGAAAGUUAAGACCCCUAAGGUGAGAUUGGGCGCCAUCAACAUUCAAAGUCUCAACUCCGUCCCUGCAACACCUUCUUUUGAUGCAAGCUUCACCACCCAAAUUAGGGUUAAGAACCCGAACUGGGGCCCCUUUAAGUUUGAUGCAAGCACUGCAACUUUUUCGUACCAAGGCGUGCCUGUGGGGCAAGUUGUGAUUCCGAAGAGCAAGGCUAGAAUGCGUUCGACCAAGAAGAUUGGUGUCACGGUGAGUUUGAAUUCCAAAGCAUUGCCAAGCAGUUCUGAUCUUGGCAGUGAAUUGAAGAGUGGGGUGUUGACGUUGAGUAGCCAAGCCAAGUUGUCUGGAAAGGUGGAAAUUAUGGCGGUGACCAAGAAAAAUAAGUCCGCCCAAAUGGACUGCGCUAUUGUGUUUGACUUGUCUAGAAAGGCAAUUCAAGCUCUGCAGUGCAAAUGAUAUCAGAAACAAGCCAAUAAGCAGUUAUUACUGCGCUUUAGAUUUGACAAUGAUCAAAACUAGCUAGUUGGAUCUUGAUUUGUUUUAUUGCGUUAUUCCUUUUUCUAUGUAUGAUACCUGAAUGUAAAUUUGUUGUGUACCUACAAUGUUCUUUGUUAUUUUACUCUAUUUCGCAAUUUGGUUCAAGAGGUAUUUCU